This is a messenger RNA of Nymphaea colorata (pocket water lily), 2629 nucleotides long. RefSeq lists its product as uncharacterized. The transcript is spliced from 2 exons. Bases 1470 to 2183 code for a protein of 237 amino acids. The record is from RefSeq and is a predicted model, not a curated record. NCBI's taxonomy places the organism in Eukaryota, Viridiplantae, Streptophyta, Magnoliopsida, Nymphaeales, Nymphaeaceae.
UUUUAUCAUUUAUAAUAACAAACUUAAGUGAGGGUAUAUGGUUUCUUUUUCUCUCUCUCUUGAAUUUGUUUUUGUUCUUGGUCUGUGUCAAAUAUCAAUGACUUGAAGCACUUUUCUCUUUUAAGAAGCAUAGAGAGGUUGAGCAUGACAUGUUGCACUGCAUUGAAGUAUUGUCUAAGUGAUUAUAAUGAACAAUAUGUUGUCCAUAUUUUGACCAACAACGAUGAUAGUUGUUAUGAUAAUAUGGGGAGAGAUACAAUGGUUCGAUGCAGGACAACCUUGCAUCCCAGUAUUAGAAAAAUGGUCUUUAUGUUAUCUACUUUUCGUAUGCUAUUUAAUUAUCACUUUCAAUAGUAUUUAGUAUUUACUAUUUGUUGACGGGUUUUGUUGUUCGGGUCCGGAUCCGUACCCGAUCCGGUUUGUCCUAAUUAGGACUACUUAUACCUCUGUAAACCCUAAUCUUUGUGUUAAUGAAGUGUUGAAGAGAGAGAGUGUCUGGAGGCUAGUGGGCACCAGACCUCCUCACCCGUGGUUUUUCUUCCCUCGAGUUGAGGGUUUUCCACGUUACAUCUGUGUGCUUUCUUCUACUCUCGUGCACAUUUUGUUUCUACAUGGUAUCAGAGCCGUCGGACUUGGAGAAAACAAAAUCUGUUUUUUUUUCUAUGGUUGUGAAGUUCCAACCCUGACUGCCGCCGCCGCUACCACCGUCGCCGUCGCUACCACCACUGCCGCCGCUGCCCUUGCUGCGCCGCCGCUGUCGCCGCACCGUGACCGUGACCACCGCCGCUGUCGCCGCACCGUGGCCGCGUGACUGCCUCCGUCGCUGCCCCGCCGUGGCUGUGACCACCGUGGCUGUGACCGCUGCUGCGUCGCUGGUGUCGUGACUGCCGACGCCAACGUCUCUACUGACGCCUCUGUCGACGCCGACGUCCGACCACCGACGCCGACGUCCGACGCUGUCGCCUCUUCUCGGUGCGCGCUGCCAAGCGCCGCCCUCUGCUUCCGCCGCGUCCUGUUGCUUCCGCUGCUCCCGCCGCUUCCGCCGUUGAUCCCCGACUGCGUCAUCUCACCUCUUCUCUAGGUUACUGCUGCUGUGUGUGUUCUUUGGCAGCCACUUCUACCUGGUGAUCAUGGCUGACUCGUCUUCUUCUUCAGUCAACACUACUCUACCUGAUGUUGUGUCUGCGCGGACUGAUCAUGUACCGGUUCAGGUUACCACCAUUCAACUUACCAAGGAGAACUAUUCCCGAUGGUCUGCUGCGAUUACCAUGGGGAUUGCUGGGCGAGGACGCAAUGCCUAUGUGAAUGGGAGAAAGGUUGAACCUGCUGCAGAUAGUCUGGCUUGGGAUACAUGGUUUCUUGAAGACAACCAGGUCAAAACCUGGAUUGUCAAUUCAGUGUCCCCGGAUAUCCAACCUCUCAUUCUUCGUAAGAAGACUGCAAGGGAUAUGUGGAUUAUUUUGGAGUAGAUGUAUGGCCAAAAGAAAAGGAAAGUUCGUGUGUAUCAACUUAUGAAGGAUGUGUAUUCCGUGCGACAAGGUGCUCUCUCGGUUGCAGACUUUUAUGCAGCAUUAAAAUCUAAGUGGGAGGACCUUGACUAUCACUCUGAUAUUCCAUGGAGGUGUCCUCACGACCAGAUGCAGUACAUGACUGAUAAAUGGGAAAACAGGGUAUUCCUUUUCUUAUCCGGACUGAAUGAUGACUUUGAAAAUAUAAGGAGUCAGAUUCUUAACUCUGACGAAUCAUUUAGUAUUGAAGAUGUCUAUUCCCGUGUUGAAGCUGAAGAACAGAGAAGGCUGCUCUCUAGUGGACGAAAGGGGGAAGAACAGUCUGCCUAUGUUAGUCGUGCCCCUGUGGGAACUCCUCGUUCUUCCCGAAAAUGUACACAUUGCAAAAAACUUGGUCAUACUAGGGAUUUUUGUUGGGACCUGUAUCCAGAGAAGAAGGAUAGUAGGGGGAGGUCUUCGAGUGGGAAGAAGCCUGUAUCGUCUGCAACAAGUCUGAGUGAUGGGAAAGGUUCUAUUUCUGCAGAGCAGAUUCGUGAGCUACGAGCAUAUUUGAGCAAGAUUGAUGUUGGUCAGGCAGAUACACCAGAUGAGGUGAAGAUCAAUCAGGCAUUGGCUGUUUCAGGGGGAGAAGGACUUGGUGACAGGGAAGAGGAUUGGGAUUGGUUUGGUGUCUGAUGGGCUGUAUCGGCUUCCUAUACGUGUUGUCACAGCUCUUAUGUCAGCAGUCAGCAGAACAGAGAAGAAGGAGGAAGAGUGUCGUCAGUUAUUUUUGUUUUGGCAUGAACGCCUUGGUCAUCUCCCAUUUGGGAUUUUGAAACAUUUGUUCCCUGAACUAUGUUCUAGUUUAAACAUUUCCAUGUUAUCAUGUGAUGUGUGUCAGUUUGCGAAGCAUGUUAGAGCUUCUUAUCCAAUUUCAAAUAGUCGUUCUAAUAAAGCUUUCUCCUUGGUUCAUUCUGAUGUGUGGGGGCCUUCGGGCAUUCAUUCUCGUGGUGGUUUUCAAUACUUUAUAACUUUUAUAGAUGAUUAUUCAAGGUGUACCUUUGUGUAUUUGUUGAAAGAUCGUAGUGAGGUGCCUCACAUUAUUGAAACUUUCAUCCUCCUAGUGGAGAACCAGUAUGGAA